Molecule: messenger RNA, 1358 nt
Organism: Gossypium arboreum
Lineage: Eukaryota; Viridiplantae; Streptophyta; Magnoliopsida; Malvales; Malvaceae
Exons: 2
Coding region: 247-1116 (289 amino acids)
Source: RefSeq, a predicted model, not a curated record
GUUAGAAGGGAUAAGCUCAUAGGAACUCAAAACUGUCAUUUUUUUCUUGGUUGAAAGGUUUAAUCUCUCACUCCAAAGAGCUAGAGGACACCAUUUGUGCUGGUGGCCUUUGCUCUCAUCACUCAUAAUUCCACAUAAAACUCCUUGUAAAGCCACCUUUUUUGAUCCAAUAAUUCAAAUCCCUUCACCCACCUCACUUCCUAUAAUAACUCCCCCAUUUGAAUCAGAUUCCAUUUCCUAAAAAAUAUGAUUCACCAAGAGAUGGAUAUUGAUCAUGAAUGGGUUUUCCUCCCUGAUAAUAGAUUCCUGGAUAUCAAUCAAGACCAUGGAGGAAAACAAGUUUCUGAUUCAAACCUUGUUUUCUUCACAGACUACUUCGAUGAAGAACAGUCUCCACCGUCAGGGAAUUCAGGGAAGAUAGCUAAACAAGUUGUCCCAGUUCCAUUUCCAUUGGAACCAAGAAUCCUUAAGGUUCCAGAAAAUGAACUAGGGAAGGAAAUCACCAAAAGGGUACCUCUUGAUUUCAGUUCUACACCAUCCAUGAUCCUUGAGAAGAUCAAAGAAGCUGGUAUGGAAUCAGUUGGAGGUGAUAAAGAAGUGAAGACACAAGUUUCGUUUAGGAAACCAAGUUACAACAACAAUGAAUCUGUCGACAUGACCAACAAAAUGGACUCACCAAGGUCCACUACGAAAGGAGUUAUCCCUCAAUUGGAUGCUGCAGGUACGUUUAAUUUUGACGAUGAAACUGGAUUUUUGGAGAACAUGAGUUCCCCCAAAAUAAAAGAUUUGGUGGAAAAGAAAGCUGAGAAUAAAGAUGUAAACUGGGAAGAAAGCUCUGGUGGCCUUAAUUUAUGGAAAUGGAGUUUGACUGGUAUCGGAGCCAUCUGCUCUUUUGGUGUUGCUGCGGCUACUUUUUGCAUCAUCAUUUUUGGAACUCAACAAAGGAACAAACAACAACUGAACCAGAAACUGCUGUUCCAACGUUACAGUGAUGACAAGAGGAUGAAACAAGUGGUUCAUCACACAACUAAACUCAAUGAAGCAAUUUCAAUGGUGAGAGGAGUACCAAUCACCAGAGCUCAAAUAACAUUCGGUGGUUACUAUGAUGGUAUUUAAAGCAAUGUUGCUUGGAGAAAUCUGGACCACUCAUCUGCUGUUGUUCUCCAAGUGUCAAGGAUUUAUUAUGCCAGUUCUAUACAAGAAUGUUAAAAUAGGGGUAUCUGUGUUUUUGUACAUAAUAAAAUGGUAAAUGGAUUGUGAAUCCUGCUUGUAGUCCUGAAAAUUCUAUAUUAUAGUGUUUAUUUAGCCACUUAUAAUAGAUGCUUGCAUCAUUGGCAUAUGCAAGCAUAGUUUUUAAA